GAUUCGUUCUAACCUUGACUCCAUGGGUUUAUUACUACCAGAAGUUCUUCUUUGACACCGGAAGUGUAUCUUCAGUCAUCGUUGGCGGCGGACCGUCAAAGCCAAAGAUGAGUGGUGAUACUGAUGGAAAUAAGGAGUUCCACGAGCAGCUUCGGUUGCAGCAGCUGUAUGGCCAGAGACAGGCGGACGGAGCUGACGCUAACACCUUUGUGGACCCAGAGGAUGGGACAGUGUAUGACUGGGACCACGACAAGAAAGCGUGGUUUCCUAAAAUAACAGAGGACUUCCUUGCUGCGUAUCAAGCUAACUACGGCUUUACAAAGGAUGGGGAGCAUGAUCCAAAUGCUGCGUGUGCACCUGACACGGACACAACAGCCAAGCCAGAAGAGGGGAAGAAAGCCGAGAAGCGCACUGACACGGAACAGCCGAAAGAUGGCAAAAAGGAGAAAGGAGAGAAAAGGAAGGCUGAUACUGCAGCCUGGUUUGAUGUGGAAACCGACAAGAAUACCAAUGUGUACGUGUCAGGUCUUCCACCGGACAUCACCACGGAGGAGUUUGUUGAGGUCAUGUCUAAGUGUGGCAUUGUUAUGAGGGACCCCAUCUCUGAGGAGUACAAAGUCAAACUCUACAGGGACGGCCAGGGGAACCAGAAAGGCGACGGACUCUGCUGUUACUUAAAGAAGGAGUCUGUAGCCCUGGCUGAGCGACUGAUUGACGAGUCCGAGAUCAGGGGGUAUCAGCUCCACGUGGAGGCUGCCAGGUUUGAGCUCAAGGGUCAGUACGACGCCAGUAAGAAGAAGAAGAAGAGCAAGGAUUACCGCAAGAGGAUGAAGGCACAGCAGAAGCAGCUGGACUGGAGGCCAGAGAAGAAAGGGGAGGCGCGCAAGAGGCAUGAACGUGUGCUCAUCAUCCAGAACAUGUUCCACCCCAAUGACUUUGAGGAAGACCCCCUGGUGUUAAAUGAGUACCGAGACGACCUCCGGACUGAAUGUGAGAAAUUUGGUCAGGUGAAGAAGGUCAUCAUUUUUGAUAGACAUCCUGAUGGAGUGGCCUCGGUGGCCUUCAAAGAGCCAGAGGAUGCAGAUGUUUGUCAGAUAGCACUGGACGGUCGCUGGUUUGGUGGCAAGAAGUUGUCAGCACAGCUGUGGGAUGGAUCCACUGACUACCAGGUGGAGGAAACCACGAGGGAGCGAGAGGAGAGACUGAAAGGCUGGGCAGCCUACUUAGAGGGUGGGAGCAAGGGGCCUGUACCGCCGGGGGCACCGCCAGGAAGUACAGAGGGACCAAACACAACCACAGAGGAGUCAUCCAGCAAGGCAGAGGGACCUGUGACAGAGCCCUCCAACUCUCAGAGCCAAGAAGCAGGAGCAGAGGCAGUAGUAGACCCUGGGGUGGAACCAAAGACCUCUGAGGACGCAGAAGUAAGUUCCACUGACAGCAGCCUGGCAGGAAGUGAUGAAGAAGACACGUAGACAGACACACAGACAUCACUGUACAUCUCCUUGUGUUCAGCAUAUAAAAGGACAGUCUUGCCUGACGUCUGCUAAACUGCCCCCACACCUUGUUUGAGUGGUGGAAAGUGACACACUGAGGAAUAAGGCUAUUGGGAUGGAAAUACUCUGUUGCAUACUUAGUGAUGAAUAAUAAAAAAAAGUUAGUUGUAUAUUUUCAAUUCUUUCCCUCCACAUUGACCUGUUUUAUUGAUUGACCUCAAUAAUUUUCAACAUGUCUUUUAUACUAGGAAUUUGUGUAAUGAACUAAACGGGCUUGAUUUGAAUGCUCUGGUAAUGGAUACGCAGUUAGGGACCAAGCUUUGGAGAGGUCUUAAACUGAAAGGAUUUACAUCCAUGUUUUUCAUUGUCUCUCUUGAAUAUAGCAGCGAACUCGAUUUCAACCUUAAAGCUAAAACUCCAUCCUGUCUUGUCAUGAUUUGUUUUGAGAUGGAAAAUAAACGCAACGUUACCAAUGGCAACCGUG
Messenger RNA from Salvelinus namaycush (lake trout), 1977 nucleotides. RefSeq names its product HIV-1 Tat specific factor 1 (gene htatsf1). Gene Ontology annotation, cellular component: U2-type spliceosomal complex; U2 snRNP. NCBI's taxonomy places the organism in Eukaryota, Metazoa, Chordata, Actinopteri, Salmoniformes, Salmonidae. Bases 108 to 1472 code for a protein of 454 amino acids. The transcript has 10 exons. The record is from RefSeq and is a predicted model, not a curated record. Gene Ontology annotation, molecular function: RNA binding. Gene Ontology annotation, biological process: mRNA splicing, via spliceosome.